This is a messenger RNA of Besnoitia besnoiti, 1791 nucleotides long. RefSeq names its product tRNA methyltransferase complex GCD14 subunit protein. The transcript has 7 exons. The coding region runs from base 1 to 1791 and encodes 596 amino acids. Gene Ontology annotation, cellular component: tRNA (m1A) methyltransferase complex; nucleus. NCBI's taxonomy places the organism in Eukaryota, Apicomplexa, Conoidasida, Eucoccidiorida, Sarcocystidae. Gene Ontology annotation, biological process: tRNA methylation. The record is from RefSeq and is a predicted model, not a curated record.
AUGGGAAAUUUGAGGAGUGAGCGUAUACCUGGCGCCCUCCCAGCCGCCCCACCCCUAUCGUUUCCUGCGUGCGACAUGCCAGUUGCCUCUGACGGCGGUGAAAAAGAAAGGGAGCUCAAUUGGCAUGCAGCGAAAACAAGUGCCGAUUCCCGGCUGAGCGCGGCGGCAGGGGUUGAACCCGGUUCCGCCAUGCAGGCGAAAGAAGGGUUUCCAGGCAUGCCGCGCGCUGCGUGCAAGAAGCUCGCGCGACACGCCUGUCCUCGUUACGGCGAUUUCGUCAUUCUUUACGGCAGCCAUGAAGUCGUUAUCCCCGUUGUUUUGCAGCGCGGCCGAGUGUCCAACAGCCGCCUCGGCAACUACAGGCACGAAGACAUCGUGGCUACGCCGUACGGAUCCAAGGUCAAAGAACGCAAGUCAAAAAGAUGGCUGGUUGUCAUGCAUCCAUCUCCGGAUCUAUUUUCGCUCGCGCUAACGCAUCGGACGCAAAUUCUGUACCACGCAGACAUCUCUUUAAUUCUGAUGCUCUUGGACGCUCAUCCAGGCAAACGGAUCUGCGAAGCGGGCACUGGGUCGGGCUCUCUGUCGUGCCAUUUGGCAAGAGCCGUGGGACCAACCGGCCGCGUUUUCACAUUUGAAUUUCACCAGCUGCGGAGAACGGAGGCAGAGGCGGAGUUCAAGCGCCUGGGUCUCUCAGAGUACCUCAAGUCGUUCCAUCGCGAUGUGUGUGCGGAAGGCUUCGUCAUGGCGCCCGAGGCUUUGAGCAGUGGAUCGGCCUCAACGCGCUGCGGCGCCUCUGGGCCGGCGGCAGCGGCAGGCCCCACAGCCCGCAGCGGGGAACGGUGUCGCGCAGGCGAGGCUCCAAGAGCUGCCUCGGAUGCCGCGGAAACGGCCAGCGGGGGAGAGAGCAGGGACGCGACGCGAGAACCGGAGCUGCCGACCCCUGGAUCUAUCGACGGACUUUUCCUUGACGUCCCCUCGCCGUGGCUGGCUUUGGAGCACGUGAAUACAGCCUUGCGAGAAGGCGGCCGCUUCGUGAACUUUUCACCUUGCAUUGAGCAGGUCCAGCGCGUGUGCGAAUCGCUUUGUGGACGCGGGUACCAAGGCAUCAGGACGUUCGAGGUUCUGCGGAAGCCGUGGGGGGUCUGGACCACGAAGCCUACUGCCCGCCACUGCUCGACUCGCGGAGACGUGUAUUCCGAGCUGUCGAACCUCGUUCAGAACUGCCCGCCUCAAGAGAAGGGGGACACUUCGGCGAGGGCCGGAGGAGAUACAGACGCAGCCUUGCCGCCGGAAACGAGCACCGCAUCUCCUCCUGGCGUGUCCUGUCCAGGAAGCGCUACGGAGCGCCAAGCAGAAGGGGCUUCGUCCGAGACGCCGAGAGAUGGCAGUAGGAAGAAGAGGAAAACAGGUGGGGGACAAGGCUGCGUGGGAGAGGGGAGUGACCAGGAGGUGCACCUCGCCACAUUUCCCCUGCUGAUCAGUCAGCAGCUGGGUCAGGCUCUUCCUGAAGAAUUUGCCUCGGCAGAAGGGCAAAGCCACCGUGGGGCCCCGCCUGAGAGUCGAGAGGGCGAGUCAGGAGGCUGCGCCGGCGGAGGUGAUCAUGACGACGCACAGUGCGCAGCUGAUGCUGCAUCGAGGCCGUCGUGUGAUUUUGGAUCCUGCCACAAGAAGGUGCAGAGAGACCGGCAGUCCGGGGUUGUCCCCGUCGAUUUCGAGGCGACACAUUAUCCACUCCCCAUGCGCGGUCACACAGGGUACUUAACUGUUGCCGUCAAGCCGCACGCGCGCUGA